AUGCGUCUUUCGUACUUGGUGCUGGCCACUGCAGCAUUAACGGUCGGCAACGGCAUCACCACUGCACUUGACAACGAAGUGAAGCCGAAUUCGAUUCAAAAUUCAAAUGGCCUCGUGACUCUUGAACAAGAAUCAGACGAAUCAACUGUCCAUUCUGAGGAACGCAAAGGUGGCGGUGGAGGCGGAGGUAGAGGCGGAGGUGGCGGCGGAGGUGGAUUCAGAGGCGGAGGCGGAGGUGGAGGUGGAGGUGGAGGAAAAGUAGACUCUGGAGGUUGGGGACCCCGGGUUCGAGUGAUUGGACCCGCAAAUGGAUUGUUGUAUCCGGAUUACAACCGAGAAGAAGAUCGAAAAAAACGUGCCAAACAUUAUUAUUCGAAAUAUACUGAGGAAGAAACGGAGGAAAAAGCAGGCGCUGACUACCUAAAAACAUGCUUUCGAGGAAGCAGUACAACACUUUGGGACACUGAUUUUGUUUCUCCUGACAAGAUGACUGCUGAAGAAAGUCGCAGCGUACAAGAUUUGACUCCACGAACAAGCUUAAAUUGCGACAAUGAGGCAGCAGCGUGGACAACGAUGGCUAACAUUAGCGCGAUGACGAGCAGUGUGAGUCAUAUAUUCAAAUUGAAAAGAGCUUGUGGCUGGCUUUACAUAUUCAAAUUUGCACGUGGACGAGUGGAUGAAGCAUAUGACAGAAGUGAACUGCUCAGUUUUUAA
Messenger RNA from Plasmopara halstedii, 714 nucleotides. RefSeq lists its product as uncharacterized. The transcript is spliced from 5 exons. The record is from RefSeq and is a predicted model, not a curated record. Lineage: Eukaryota; Oomycota; Peronosporomycetes; Peronosporales; Peronosporaceae. Bases 1 to 714 code for a protein of 237 amino acids.